Messenger RNA from Danio rerio (zebrafish), 1374 nucleotides. It is a transcript of the gene mpzl2b, whose product is annotated as myelin protein zero-like 2b. Gene Ontology annotation, cellular component: membrane. The record is from RefSeq and is marked validated. NCBI's taxonomy places the organism in Eukaryota, Metazoa, Chordata, Actinopteri, Cypriniformes, Danionidae.
UAAUUUAGCAUGGCCGCUGUGCUCAGGAGUGCCGAAGUUUAACCAAUACUUAUAUACUGGGUUUAAAUACUGUACGAGGCUUGAUAUUUAGUAAACAGGAGUCUACCGACAAUUCCAGGAGCUCUGAUAGCUCCUCCACUGUAUUCUAAUGAGGAGAAUGUGGAUUUACCUGUCUUCAGCGCUAUGUGCGCUUGUCUUUACAGGUGUAUAUCAGGUGGAAGGAAUGGAGGUGUUUACAUCUUCAGAGUUGGAGGCAGUCAAUGGGACAGAAAUACGUCUCAAAUGUACAUUUAAAUCUAACCGUCCGCUCUCUGAAGAAAGGACCUCUGUAUCCUGGAGCUUCAUGCCACUUGGAAAGACGAAAGAAGAACCUUUUUUCCACUACCAGGGACAUGCAUAUCUUCCUCCUGGCGGCCUGUUUAAGGAUCAUGUGGUAUGGUCUGGUGAUGUAAUGAAGGGUGACGGAUCCAUCACACUGCAGGAUGUGCAGUUCAGCUUUAAUGGUACCUACAGCUGCCAAGUCCUAAAUCCGCCCGACAUCCAGGGCUUUGCAGGAGAGAUCAAACUCCGAGUCGUUCAGAAAGUUUCAUUCUCUGAAAUCGGGAUUCUGGCUAUAGCUGUGGGUGGAUCGAUUGGCGUCAUUCUCCUCAUUCUCAUCAUCUACAUCGUUGUGCGGGUAUUUCGGAGACGAGAAGAGGACAUGACCAUUGAGACAGAGGACCACAGGUCAAAGGAUCAGGUUUUGUGAAAGAGGAUUUUUGACUCUGGGAUUUAGUCUGCUUUUCGAUUCCUGUCUGGGAUAUGACUAGUGAUAUAAGAAGUAAUAACAUAUUUUGCCACAGAAUCCUCUGAUUAUAUGAGCAGAAUAUAUUGCAGAAUAUCUUGAAACCAUAUUGAUCACUACAAUUUUACAGUGAAAUGUUGUUUUUUUAUCCUGAUAUGUUUUUAUUUGAUGACUUUUUUUUUAAUGUUUGAAAGUUAGUGCUAAAUUUAAUUUCAUUUUAUAUAAAUAAAGUGAGAAAAUUGAACCUUUCUAUUUUUAAAAAGAUAUAAAAUAUCAGUUCACAUAUGUACAUAACUUUAUUGACUGUUGCUGCUUUUUAUCUCAUUAUUUUGUAACUAUUGAAUUAUUGCUGUUUUCCAGCAGUUUGUACUAUCACAGAUGUAUGUGAUCUGCCUAUUUACAUGCGUGUCUCCAUACACGUUGAUGCAUUUCUGUGUUUGUACAUUAGAUGUGGUUCAUAGACCUGUGCAGCAGAAAAAAUAAUAUCUGUAAAUAUCUGUAAAAGAGCAGUAUAAUUUCUAAAACCAGUUAAACAUUUUGAGAAUGUAUAUGAAUGGAUGAAAAAAAACUGCAUCAAAUAAUAAUGAUCG